AUGAUCAAGACAGUUCUUAUUACUGGUGCUACUACUGGAAUUGGUAAGGCAACUGCUGUUGCAUUUGCAAAGAAGGGGUUCAAUCUGGUUGUAACUGGAAGAAAGAUUGAAAAGGAGCAAGAAUUGGUUGAGCAAGUUAAGAAAGCAGGUGCUAAUGAUGUUUCUUUCUUUCAACUCGAUGUCGCUCAAGAAACUGCUUUCGAACAAGUUGUUAAGAAAGUUGUGGAAAAGUAUGGAAAGUUGGACGUGCUUGUUAAUAAUGCAGGCAUCUCCAUUAGCAUUGAUUUGUUGGCCGACUCCAAAACUGAAGAUUUCAAGCAAAUGAUUGAUACAAAUGUUUUGGGAGUUUACUAUGGAAUGAAAUAUGCCAUUCAAGCCAUGUUGCAAACUGAAACCAAAGGAGCAAUAGUCAAUCUUGCCUCCAUUGCAGGACACAAUGGUUUGCUCUAUACUUCACAAUACUGUGCCACUAAACAUGCAGUGGUUGGAUUGACAAAGGGAGCUGCAACUGAUUAUGCCACUAAGGGAAUUGCACCAGGAGCAAUUAAGACUGAAAUUUUACAAAAUGCAAUUGAUUGUGGUGCCUAUUCUGAGGAGGGCAUUGCUGCCAUGCAUCCAAUGAAUAGAAUGGGAACAGUUGAGGAUAUUGCUAAUGGAAUUGUCUUUUUGGCAAGUGAUGACUGUUUGUUCAUGACUGGAACUACCUUAUUCGUUGAUGGAGGAUACAAUUGCAAAUAA
Naegleria gruberi is the source of this 738-nucleotide messenger RNA. RefSeq lists its product as uncharacterized. The transcript has a single exon. Gene Ontology annotation, molecular function: oxidoreductase activity. The coding region runs from base 1 to 738 and encodes 245 amino acids. The record is from RefSeq and is a predicted model, not a curated record. Lineage: Eukaryota; Heterolobosea; Eutetramitea; Acrasida; Naegleriidae.